AUGGCUGUGCAUCUCAGUGGCAUGAUGGGUGACGCCUUCAGACCAGGCCCACAUCUCCACUUUCCUCCACCACCACUUGCAGGACCCCGGAAUCCCCGGAAUAAAACCUCCAGGGAGUCGCCGCGCAGGGGACCCCGGAUUCCUGCGCCCGGGCUCAGGUCACAGAGGACUGUGUCCAGGCUGCCCUUGGAGGGGACCAGAGCCAGGGCGAGUGCAGGCCUCCAGGAAGGGGCGGGCCCAGCCCCUCAGAUGCGGCAAGGGCCGCGUCCCAGGCUGCACCGCGCUUGGCCUCCCUCCUUGCUGUCCUCAGGGACGGACCCGGGUGUCCUGGGCCCUGGUCCUGCCCCGCCCUCCACGCGUCGCACCUCUGGCUUCAGGGGGAGCUCCGUGGGCCGGGAUUUGGGGGUGGUGGGGGCUUCCUCUGGCCCUGGCCCUGGGGCUGCGAGACCUCCGGGGAGCCGCAGCGGGUGUAGCCCAGCUGCCGUCCCAGGGCUCAGCAGAGCUGCCUGGGUAGAAGGACGCUUAGCUCAACCCAGGGGAGCCGCCGCAGGACAGGUCCGCGCAGGACACAGGGCCCUCCCUGAGAUGCGCGCCUGGACUGCAGGCCCCGGGCUGUGGCUCCAUUUGGCGAGGGAACGUCUUAUGCACUAUCCAGGAUUUGUAUCUGAUGUAAAGCUGGAUAAGGCUCCUCCCCCAUCUGGAGUCUUGCACAGGUGGAGGGAGAACGCCAACCCUCCUCUCAUUGCCUAUGCGCAGCGGCGACCAAUUGGUGGGCUGUCGCCUCAGGUGUUUCGCUCUGUCUUCUGGAUCACCCGGAGUCAGAAGAAAUACGAGGAAGAAGAACUUGGAGAGGGCCUUCCUCCCCUGUGUCGCAGGCCGCUGGGGACUGACUCCCAAAUUCCAGGAGAGUUUGGAACUGCUGGGUGGAUCUGCCAUUUGAUACUCAGAAAAGCCUCAAUUAUUUAUGACAGACCACAGGAAGAUUCUUGAGAGAGCUGGAAGGGGAAGAAGGCGCUGGUCAAUUUGUAGCGCACAUGCUUUGUUGAUCUGCGGACUUACCUGUUGAUGUGCAGCAGCAGCUUCGUCUGCCAUUGCUCUACAUUCCCCUGGAUCCUCCUACAGCUUCUCCAACCCCUGGACCAGAUGUUUAUGUGUGUUUAGCUUUGUGAAGAAAGGCUCUGGAUUCUGAAGGACCUCAGCGUGAGACCACAGACACAGACAACCAGGACAAACACCACUUUGAGUUUAUCCUCAUGGGAUUCCAGCUCAUGCUUGUGAGUCCUGCAUACUCAUGAUCCUCACUUUCUGACUAAAUGGACUAUGAACUUCUAGCUUUGCCAUCAGAGGAAGAGAUAGCAGCUCUACAUCUGCGGGACCAGCCCCCACAAUUUUGUAAGCCACCUUUCUGUAACAAAUCCCUUCAUACAUCUCCUACUGGUUCUGUUACUUUGGAUGAAUCUCAACCAAUACAAAACUAGCACACAACCCAAAUAGCCAUCAUAAAACUAAUGGAUAAAUGCAUUGUUGUACCAUUUGCACAUAGACAACUGCUCAUCAAAUAGGAAAUAACACAUUUUUGAUGCACAAAACAACGUGUAUGAAUCUCACAGACAUGCUGAACAAAAGAGUC
Molecule: messenger RNA, 1630 nt
Organism: Rhinopithecus roxellana (golden snub-nosed monkey)
Lineage: Eukaryota; Metazoa; Chordata; Mammalia; Primates; Cercopithecidae
Product: splicing factor, proline- and glutamine-rich-like
Exons: 4
Coding region: 1-990 (329 amino acids)
Source: RefSeq, a predicted model, not a curated record